AUGGUCCGUGGCUCGAUAGCAUAUGGUCCACGGUCCAUUAGCAAAUAUGUCAACAGCCCUGUACCCACUGAUACCAAGCCCUGUACUUUACAAUUUAUCAGAGUCAACAAAGUUCAAAAUUUGAUUUUAAUUUGGCUAUUUCCUUUCUUUCGUUCUUUUUUCAUUCGUCCUUUCUUUCUUUUUCUUUCCUUCGUUAUUUCUUUCCUUCAUCUUUUCUUUCUUUCUUCUUCUUUCGUUCUUUCUUUUUUCUUUCUUUCUGCUUCUUUCCCCUUUCUUUUUUAUUUCUGUUUUCUUUCGUUCGUAUUUACCUACUUUUUUCUUUCCUUCUUUCAACCUCUCUUUCUUUUUCUUUCUUUCUUUCUUUCUUUCUUUCUUUCUUUCUUUCUUUCUUUCUUUCUUUCUUUCUUUCUUUCAACCUUUCUGCUUCUUUGCCCCUUUCUUUUAUUUCUGUUUUCUUUUCUUUCUCUGUCUGUCUUUCUUUCUUUCUUUCUUUCUUUCUUUCUUUCUUUCUUUCUUUCUUAA
Messenger RNA from Acanthosepion pharaonis, 522 nucleotides. NCBI's taxonomy places the organism in Eukaryota, Metazoa, Mollusca, Cephalopoda, Sepiida, Sepiidae. The record is from the annotation of a GenBank genome assembly.